Messenger RNA from Hypomesus transpacificus, 673 nucleotides. RefSeq names its product GTP cyclohydrolase I feedback regulator (gene gchfr). Lineage: Eukaryota; Metazoa; Chordata; Actinopteri; Osmeriformes; Osmeridae. The coding region runs from base 347 to 604 and encodes 85 amino acids. Gene Ontology annotation, biological process: negative regulation of biosynthetic process. Gene Ontology annotation, cellular component: cytoplasm; nucleus. The record is from RefSeq and is a predicted model, not a curated record. Gene Ontology annotation, molecular function: GTP cyclohydrolase binding. The transcript is spliced from 3 exons.
UGACAUCUUGAGAUUGAAUAGGCCUACAUUUGAAAUUUCACUGGCACCAUAUCCAUAUCCUCCUUUAGAAAAUGUAGCCUUACUGGGUUUGUCUCGAGUAGCAUGUGUGUUUAUUUGACUUUCAUUCGAUACUUCACACAGCCUGUUGAGCAAGCUGAUGGCACAAGAGCGUCUGCGCUCUGCUGCCGCUCUGUUGAAAGAUGAAGAGGAGCGCUGUGAUUGGUCCAUGAUCGUGGGUGUUUCCGCAUUCCGCUGUCAGUAGAAGCGCAACUCUGAGCAGAGACUGUCGCGUGUCUGGAAGCCCGUCUACAUCUAUUCCCAGAGGAGGAUUCCCCGCUGAGUCAGGAUGCCUUAUGUCCUCGUCAGCACUCAGAUCAGACUGACUGGUCCCACCUUGGUGGGGGAUGAGCACUCAGACCCUGUCAUCAUGACCUUCCUAGGAGCCAGGAAAACCACCAUGCUGGGGAACAACUUCUCUGAGUACCAUGUGGACGACCCUCCUCGGGUGGUUCUGGACAAGCUGGAGAAGAUCGGCUUCCGAGUGGUGACCAUGACGGGCGUGGGGCAGACCCUGGUGUGGUGUCUGCACCGCGAGGCAGAGUGAGUCGCCUGGAGGGGGGCCGCCCUGGAGCCUGGAGGGGGGCCGCCCUGGAGCCUGGAGGGGGGCCGUCCU